Messenger RNA from Adineta steineri, 1038 nucleotides. The record is from the annotation of a GenBank genome assembly. Lineage: Eukaryota; Metazoa; Rotifera; Eurotatoria; Adinetida; Adinetidae.
AUGUCGUUAUCAAAUGCAACUGUUGCUGAGAUUAAUGCUCUCCGCUACGGUAAUAUGAUCUUUUUUGAGUUUUGGUCUUAUUCAUUAAUAUGUCUUGGCAUUAUUGGUCAUUCAUUGAAUAUUUAUGUGUUUACACGUCCAAUACUUCGUUCAAAUCCAUGCACACGUUAUUUUUUAGCAGUAACAAUAACUGGUAGUUUCGUUACAAUCUUUAAUAUGCCGUUGCGACUUAUCCAGCUUAUGUAUCCAGCUUAUAAUCCUUUCGGAUACUCAAUAGCAUCAUGCAAAAUUCUUUCAUUUAUUGUCAUGUGUGCACGAGCGUUCCCGUGUUGGUUUAUUGCUCUUGCUUCCAUCGAUCGAUUUUUAUGCAGUUCAACAUCUGCUACUAUACGAGGAUGGAGUAGUCGUCGUGUUGCCACCCGUGCUAUUUUAGUUGUCACUAUAAUUGUGCCUCUUUUUUACCUUUACGUGCCAAUUAUAUUUCAAAAUAUAGAAACAGUCACAAAAUGUCCACUAGCUCAAACUACGUUUCCACUUUUUAAUGGUAUCUGGAAUUUAUUGAUAUUUAGUUUGGGUCCAUCAACAGUUAUGCUUAUUUUUGGAUUACUUACUAUUCAACAUGUUCAGCAAUCAGGAAAAAGAAUUGUAUCGCAAAAUAUUCAAGUUCAAAAUCAAACUGAAUCGAUAACACCCGCGCAACAAGAACAGUUGAAACGUCAAAAGACAACUGAUCGACAAUUAUUACAAAUGAUGCUUGUUCAAUGUGUCUACUUUAGUUUGUGGUCAACUCCUAUUUCAGUCUUGUACAUCUAUACUGCACUAAGAAUUAAUGUAGUGCCAGAUGCUCUUCAACUUGCCAAAGAUUCUUUAUUUACGAACAUCACUGGUGUAUUGUCUGGUACAAGUGCAUGUACAAGUUUCUAUGUUUUUACAUUAUCGAGUCGAUUAUUUCGUCGUGAAAUUAUGGAACUAUUUAAAUGUCAAUGGCGAUCGAAUCAAACCAUUGCAACUGGUCCAGGAUCAAGACAAAGAAAUUAA